AUGUUAGAUCGCACGAAACAAGCUUUUAUAUGUCCUCAUACUACGUGUAAAUGUUCGGCUGUUUCUGAUACAGUUGGUUUUAAAUUCAAAGGCUGGGAUUUAUCGAAUUGCAAAUUUUGUGGCUGUACAAAUGCGGCGAUGGCUAACUGUAAACAAGCAUGUAUCGAUACAGUUAGCAAUUAUGCGAAAAUGGGUUGUGGAAAAUUAGUGGGUGGAAGUUAUGUUGUACCCAAACAUGAUGCUGGUUCUUGCAGUAAAGGAAUUCAUGAAACAAAAUUUAAAUGUGCAUCUUAA
This is a messenger RNA of Didymodactylos carnosus, 294 nucleotides long. The record is from the annotation of a GenBank genome assembly. NCBI's taxonomy places the organism in Eukaryota, Metazoa, Rotifera, Eurotatoria, Philodinida, Philodinidae.